Solanum dulcamara is the source of this 5245-nucleotide messenger RNA. RefSeq names its product DNA-directed RNA polymerase I subunit 1. Gene Ontology annotation, cellular component: RNA polymerase I complex. The record is from RefSeq and is a predicted model, not a curated record. NCBI's taxonomy places the organism in Eukaryota, Viridiplantae, Streptophyta, Magnoliopsida, Solanales, Solanaceae. The transcript is spliced from 21 exons. Gene Ontology annotation, biological process: DNA-templated transcription. Bases 150 to 5174 code for a protein of 1674 amino acids. Gene Ontology annotation, molecular function: DNA-directed RNA polymerase activity; DNA binding.
ACUAAACCCUGUCUUAAACCCAUUUCUUCAAAACCUCCUCUUCCACAGCCUCCAAACAAACCUUCCGCCACAAAAUAUACAGAGACUUAAGCUCACCUAAGCUCGAAUUUCAAGCUUCAGAUUCAAAAAUUUUCAACUGAAACUUAAAGAUGAAUCAGGGUGCAUCAGAGGCCGUUGAGGCGGUCCACUUCAGUUUCAUGACAGAUGAAGAAGUUCGUAGGCAUAGUGUUGUAAAAGUCACAAGCCCUAAUUUGCUUGAUGGAUUAGGGCUACCAGUGUCUAAUGGGCUCUAUGAUCCGGCAAUGGGUCCUCUUGAUGAUCGUGCUCAAUGUAAAUUAUGUGGCCAAAGUCUCUGCUCUGGUCACUGUGGUCAUAUUGAACUUGUUUCUCCUGUCUACAAUCCCUUGCUUUUCAAUAUGCUGCACAAUCUUCUGCAAAGGACAUGCUUUUAUUGCUUCCAUUUUAGGGCAUCAAGAGCAGAGAUUGAAAAGUGUGUUUCUGAAUUAGAGUUAAUUGCAAAAGGUGAUGUUGUUGGGGCCAAAAUGAUGGAUGCCCUUUCUCCUGAUAACUCUACUGAUCGGGAGGAAAGUGAAGGGAGCCAUAUGUCAUGUACAAUGGAUGAUUUGAAUAUGCAAGAUCAUUGUGAGUACAAUAAGAGGCCAUCUUGGGAUAACUUCCAGUUUACUGAAGCUAUGGCAGUUAUUGAUAGAAUUCUCAAGACGAAAACUGUGAAAUGUAGCAACUGCCAAGCAAAAAAUCCAAAGAUUAGCAAACCUAGUUUUGGACGGUUUCGUAUGGAUAUCUCAAGUAAGCAAAUUACGGAAAAUUAUAUCAACGGUGGUCGCAUGUUCAAUCUGCACUACACUGGUGGAAGUGAGGAAAAUCCUUCCCCUGAGGUUGUAAAUGCCACCGAGCCGUUAGGGGAGGCUGAAACCAGCUUAUGUGUGACUUCCACAGAUGGAGUAGAAAAUUCUAAGGCACGCAAGAGGCAAGGGGGUGAACAGCCUGAUGUGGUUGUGCAACAGAAAGACUCAUUUUCAGUGGCACAUUUACCAUCUCAGGUCAGAAAUAUUAUAGAGCAUUUAUGGGAAAACGAAGCUCCUCUUUGCACAUUCUUCUGUGAUAUUCAGAGCCAGCACCGUAAUACACCUGACAAGGUGGCUGGGCCCUCUAUGUUCUUUUUGGAUUCCAUUCUUGUACCACCAAUCAAGUUCCGUCCUCCAGCCAAAGCGGGUGACUCUAUUAUGGAACAUCCACAUACUGUUCUUCUUGGUAAGGUCGUUCAGUCAAAUAUGGCUUUGGGAAAUGCUCAUAUCAACCAGGCUGGAAGGUCUAAGAUCAUUAGCCGCUUGAUGGAUCUUCAACAAUCUGUAAAUGUGCUGUUUGAUAGCAAAACAGCUUCUGGUCCGGGUCAAAAAGAUGUUGGUUCGGGCAUAUGUCAAAUGUUGGAGAAGAAAGAAGGUAUUUUCCGCCAGAAAAUGAUGGGGAAGAGAGUCAAUUUUGCCUGCCGAUCAGUUAUAUCUCCAGAUCCUUAUUUAUCCGUCAAUGAAAUUGGAAUUCCACCAUAUUUUGCUUUAAGGCUAACCUAUCCCGAGAGGUUGACUCCUUGGAAUGCUGCUAAAAUGAGAGAUGCUAUCAUCAACGGGCCUGAAAACCAUCCUGGCGCUGUCUCUUUUGCUGAUAGAAUAGCUACUGCAAAACUACCAUCAAGCAAAAAGAUGCGUGUAGCAAUAUCUAGAAAAUUGCCUUCUUCAAGGGGGGCGGUGACUCAAUCUGGGAGGAACAAUGAGUAUGAAUUUGAAGGCAAAGUAGUUUAUCGUCACUUACAAGAUGGGGAUGUUGUUCUUGUGAAUCGACAGCCUACGCUUCACAAGCCCAGUAUAAUGGCCCACGUUGUCCGCGUACUGAAAGGAGAGAAAACUCUUCGCAUGCACUAUGCUAAUUGCAGUACCUAUAAUGCCGAUUUUGACGGUGAUGAAAUGAAUGUCCACUUUCCACAAGAUGAAAUUUCUCGUGCUGAAGCAUACAACAUUGUAAACGCUAAUGAACAGUACAUUGUUCCGACUAAGGGAGAUACAGUUAGAGGCCUGAUUCAGGAUCAUAUUGUAAGUGCAGUGAUUCUUACCAUGAAGAAUACUUUUUUGACCCUUCAUGAGUUCAAUCAGCUUCUGUAUGGAUCUGGUGUGUUUGCCGCUGGGCCUGCUCCAACUUCUGGAAAUCAUUCAAAUAAAGUUUCUGUAGUAGAUUUUGAAGGUGUUGUGCAGACUAUCUUGCCUGCUGUGUGGAAACCAAAGCCUCUUUGGACAGGGAAGCAGGUCAUCACUGCAUUACUAAAUCAUCUGACAAAUGGUUGUGCACCUUGUACCGUCAAAAACAAAGGGAAAAUUCCAUAUCCAUAUUUCCUGAGCCAGAGUCGCCUAGUUGAGUAUCAGUCAAGAGAAGAAGAAGAUAGAACCGCUGAAAAUAAGUUCUUAAUUUGGAAAAAUGAGCUCGUGCGUGGUGUAAUCGACAAGGCUCAGUUUGGAAAGUUUGGUUUAGUUCACACAAUUCAGGAGCUUUAUGGAUCCAACAAAGCAGGCAUUUUACUUUCUGCUCUGAGUCGUUUAUUUACUAUUUUCUUGCAGUUGCAUGGCUUCACUUGUGGUGUUGAUGAUCUCGUCAUCUUACCACAUUAUGAUAUUCGGAGGAAGGAAGAACUUGAAGGAGAUGAUGUUGGUGAAGAGGCUCAUUGUGAUUUUGUGAAGUUCAAGCGUGGAGAAUUAGGCCCUUUGGAGCUCCAACUAGAAAUUGAGAAAGCAAUAAGCAGCAACAAAGAAGCUGCCACAGCAGCCUUAGACAUGAAAAUGAAAAAUAAGUUGGCAAAUAAAGGCUCACAAUUUAAUAAAGAGUUGCUGCUGAAAGGAUUGUUGAAACCUUUUCCCAGAAACUGCAUCGCCCUUAUGACAAUUACUGGGGCAAAGGGGAGUACGGUUAAUUUUCAACAAAUUUCCUCGUAUCUGGGCCAACAAGAGUUGGAAGGAAAACGAGUGCCACGAAUGGUUUCUGGGAAGACUUUACCCUGUUUUCCACCAUGGGAUUGUGCUUCUAGGGCAGGAGGUUAUGUUAGUGAUCGCUUUCUUUCUGGACUUCGUCCCCAGGAGUACUAUUUUCAUUGCAUGGCUGGUCGUGAAGGAUUGGUUGAUACUGCUGUCAAAACAUCUCGCAGUGGAUAUCUGCAAAGGUGUUUGAUAAAAAACCUGGAAUCUCUUAAAGUCUGUUAUGAUUAUACUGUCCGUGAUGCAGAUGGUUCAAUUAUCCAAUUUUAUUAUGGAGAAGAUGGUGUUGAUGUGCAUCGAACGAGUUUUCUCAAAAACUUCAAAGCACUGAAAAAUAAUCAAGAAUCCAUUUGCCAAAAGUUGCGGCAUGGAUGCAAGCUCAAUUCCUAUAUUGAGAAAUUGCCUGAUGGCCUGGAAGAAAAAGUGAAGCACUUCUGGGAGAAAAAAACAAAAAAGUUGGAGAAAAAUUUAGGGAAGCUAGUGAAAAAGGAAGAGAUACUGAAGCAACUGAAAAAGGAGGAGGUGGACUUUCUAGAACUAGUGGUGCAAAAAUACUUCUCAAGUUUGGCAGAUUCAGGAGAGCCAGUUGGUGUCCUUGCUGGUCAGUCAGUAGGUGAACCUUCAACCCAAAUGACACUGAACACUUUUCAUCUUGCGGGCCGUGGAGAAAUGAAUGUCACUCUUGGAAUUCCACGUCUUCAGGAGAUUCUGAUGACUGCCUCUGAUGCUAUUAAGACUCCCAUCAUGACGUGCCCCUUCCUCAACUGGAAAUCGAAGAAUGAUGCGCAGUCUCUUUUGGCAAAAGUGAAGAAGAUCACUGUUGCAGAUAUGAUUGAGAGUAUGGUGGUCAAUCUUUUGCCAUUAUCAAUCUACAACCAUCAAGUUUCUCAACUUUACAAGCUCACAGUGAAGCUCAAGAAGCAUGAUUUUGUGUCAUCAGAAGAUUGCGAGUAUACCCUAAAAUAUGUGUUCUUAAGGGAGUUGGAGGAUGCAAUAGAAAGUCAUUUGGCCUUGCUCUCUAAAAUUAAUGGCAUACAGAACUUCAAGACAAGCUCGGAAUCAGUCGAUUCAAAUGAGACUGAAGAAAAUGCUUCUAGCACCAGACAUGAAGAAGAGAUGCUGGAUGAUGAUGAUGAGGAUGAGGAUGAAAGAACUGAAGAUCUCAGUUCAGACGCACAAAAAAGGAAACAACAAACCACGGAUGACAUGGAUUAUGAUGAUGAUGAAGAUGAAGAUGAAGCUGAGACCACUGCUGAAGUUGAAGAUGGGAAAAGUGAACAAGCGGAUGAGAUUGGUACUGAUGAUGAAGAAGAAAUUGGAGACCAUGGCAAUGAAGAGCAGACGUCUAAGUUACAGCCUACAGAAGAGGACAUAUCAAAUACCAAAACUAGUAAGUUAAAGACUAAAACAACUGUCAAACAGAAGAUAAAGAAAGAAAGACCUAGCAGAAAGGAUUCAGAUAAGAAUGUCUUUGUUGCUGUGGAAGGACUGCAUUUUGAGAUCCACUUUAGAUUCGUCAAUGAACCUCAUAUUUUGUUAGCUCAGGUUGCCCAAAAGACUGCAAAGAAAGUGUAUGUUAAGAACUCUGGUAAAAUCGACCAGUGCAGAAUGGUCAAGUAUGAAGUAACUGAAAAUACUGUGAUGUGGGAUGAAAAUCAAACAAAGAAGCAAAGCCUAGAUACUGAUUCUGCUUAUUGGGCCCUGAAAGCUGCUGGAGUGGAUUUUGGUGCCUUCUGGGAAAUGCAAGAUGACCUUGAUGUUACUCGUAUAUACACUAAUAAUAUUCGUGCUAUGCUGAACACCUAUGGAGUUGAAGCUGCUCGGGCAUCAAUCUUAAGAGAGAUCAAGACUGUUUUCGGUAUAUAUGGGGUGGAGAUUGAUUUUCGACAUUUGAGUCUAAUAGCCGACUACAUGACCCAUACUGGUGGAUACCAGCCAAUGAGCAGACAUGGAAGCAUAUCCGAGUCUCUUUCACCGUUCCUUAAGAUGUCGUUUGAAACGGCUUCCAAAUUCAUAGUCGAAGCAGCAGCUCAUGGUUUAACUGACUACUUGGAGACACCAUCCUCCAGAAUUUGCUUAGGUUUGCCAGUUAAGAUGGGUACUGGUUGUUUUGACAUAAUGCAGAAGCUAGAUAUUUGAAUUUUUGAUGUAUAAGCAUAUGAUAUUGAUUAUUUGCAAGUGUCUAAUAUAAUUAUUUAUUGGUUGUUUUC